GCUCGGGAUUGGUCCGGAGAGCGACAGAGGGCCGGGAAAGACCUCUAUAUAUUCCUCAGAGGGAAAGGCAGUCCCAGAUAGUUUUGAAGUUUUCCAAGACUCGCUCUGCUGUUAAGAAUUUGUGCUCAAAGCUGAGGAGCUAAGCCACUUGCCAAAAUGUGCAAAGGACUUGCAGCUUUGCCCCACUCAUGCCUGGAAAGGGCCAAGGAGAUUAAGAUCAAGUUGGGAAUUCUUCUCCAGAAGCCAGACUCGGCUAUUGACCUUGUCAUUCCAUAUAAUGAGAAGCCGGAGAAACCAGCCAAGACCCAGAAACCCUCGCUGGAUGAGGUUCUGCAGUGGCGUGAGUCCCUGGACAAGCUCCUGCAGAACAACUAUGGACUUGCCAGCUUCAAAAGUUUCCUGAAAUCAGAAUUCAGUGAGGAAAACCUUGAGUUCUGGAUUGCCUGUGAGAAUUACAAGAAGAUCAAGUCCGCCGACAAGAUGGCUGAGAAGGCAAAGAAAAUUUACGAAGAAUUCAUCCAAGCGGAGGCUCCUAAGGAGGUGAAUAUUGAUCACUUCACGAAGGACAUCACAAUGAAGAACCUGGUGGAACCUUCCCUGAGCAGCUUUGAUGUGGCCCAGAAAAGAAUCCACGCCCUGAUGGAAAAGGAUUCACUGCCUCGCUUUGUGCGCUCUGAGUUUUAUCAGGAGUUAAUCAAGUAGCAAUUUGGUCUGGCUAUGAGAAUCAUCCUGAGAGUUAUUUCCUCCAGAAUAACCCUGCAUUUUCCAGCAACCUACCUAUCUUCCCAUAGCAGCUUUGCUCAAAGAUACCCCAACAGGGAAAAUCCCAGGGA
Ceratotherium simum simum (southern white rhinoceros) is the source of this 833-nucleotide messenger RNA. RefSeq names its product regulator of G protein signaling 5 (gene RGS5). The record is from RefSeq and is a predicted model, not a curated record. NCBI's taxonomy places the organism in Eukaryota, Metazoa, Chordata, Mammalia, Perissodactyla, Rhinocerotidae.